CUCUUAUAUCAAAUACAAACAACAAGAAAAGGUUGAGCGUGUGUGUAUGUUUAUUUUAGGUAUGUAAGAAUUGCGUUUGCUGAGAGGGGUUAAUUCUUAUUUUUUUAAGUUAAUGUUAAGCGCAUAUAAGAUCCGGAAUUUUGCGCUAUGGAAAGUGUAACAUUAUUACUUAAAUCAAUUGUGAUUUAGUCUAUAAAGUUCAAUAACUAAUUUAGGCCCCGUCUCUCCUGUUGUUCGAAGUCCAUGGUAUGGUGUCCUUUUAUCAUAAUAUCGUCCUAACAUAUGGUUAUUCAGAUUGAUAACGAUAGCCCCCGCACUUUGAAAUAGUGAUUUGAUAAAUAAGUUACCUUACAUUUUGUUGGCGUGAUGCUGGGUGUAGAACAGGUGUUUAGAUAGUUACCGGUAUACUGUGCUGCGCUCAUUUUAGGUUCCACUUCUUCGAUACUUACGGUAGUAUUGGUAAGUUCAAUUUAUAGGCUAUACCACCUCCCUAGUGUACGGUACUUACUUACCUACAUUCAUUAAAGUUUAUGAAAGCAGAGGUUGUCUAAUUUCAUGUUUUAUUUAAUUGUUUAAUAGUAAUUUAACAUAGCAGUGAUUUGUGUAGUGUCGGUAUACAAAGUGUGGAACUCGUAACAUUCUUUGACUUAGACAGAACCUAUGCCAAAACGACUUCAUUGUUGUUUCUGACUUGUUUGUUCAAAGUGAUAGCACCUAUCUGACAACCUGCGUUCAGGGCGCUCUUGGUAGCGAAAUGGCGAAGUCACGAGCAUGCUACCUGAAGGGUUGGUUUUAUUUUCUGGAUGUUGUUUCGUCAGAAGAUUUAAAAAAAAAUCUCCAGGCAUCCCUCAUCAUUAUUGACCAUGGAUUUUAGCUUGCUAAAAUAAUACCAACAAUAAUGUAUGAGGUAUUUAACUGUUGGUAAUGAAACUAUUGCCGGCAGACCGACUGCUUUUUGUUGGCAACACAGGAAUUUUAUUAGCCUAAUACUCAACUAAACAACGCAAAAUUGAAAUGAAAUCUUUAAAACAAAAUUGAAAAGAUAGGGGUAGGAUAACCCAUAAAAGUAAAACUAAUUUUCGAAGAGUUUAAUUAGGUCAUCGAAACAUCAAGUUUAAAUAUAAUAGAAGACCUUCCUAUGCACAUUAUGUUUCUGCUUAUCUAAGUUGAUAAUAGUUGAGUCUUUAUAUUACCAAAGCAUUUCGAGGCGACGAAAGGAAUACUAAUAUAAACUUUAUUCAAAAUCUGAUGUAUUGUUUAAUACAACGCAAAAAUAAUCCUACAUUAAUAUCUUAUGAAGAUAUUGCAUAAUUUGUGUACUUAUUAGUUUUCAAAUAGUUUACUCAAUGAUUGCGAAAUGUGUUUUAUUUUUAUCUAAAUUAAUUUUUUAAAAAUUAAUUAUUUAUUUUAUUUAUUCUAAGUUCCAGUCAAAAUGAAGUUACUGGGGAUAGAGUUAGCACCGCUUGCCAUACCAUUCCGUCGCCGGCUCCAAACGUUCUGUGUAUUCCAAUGGUUCAUGUCAUUCCUAUUUUUAGGAUUCGGAAUGCUCUUUCUUACCUUCUAUAUUGUAUUAUACACAAACUACUACUGGAUACCAAUUUUACUGUACUCUUGGACAUGGUACGACCGUGCAACACCCCAACGAGGCGGCCGUCGUUCAGAAUUUGUCAGAAACUUAUCAAUAUGGAAAGGCUUAGCUGAUUUUUUCCCGAUGAAACUACACAAAGUCGUAGAUCUGGAUCCCUCAAAGAACUAUGUUUGUGGAUUUCAUCCGCAUGGUGUUUUUGCAGUUGGUGCAUUCGCAAACUUUGCUUCAGAGGGAACCGGAUUUUCGAAACUGUUUCCAGGUCUUAAAUCAACAUUGUUGACACUGCGAGGUCAAUUUUUCUUUCCUGUAUACAGAGAUUACAUAAUGUUAUCAGGUGUAUGUGAUGCUAGUAGGGAGAGUGUUGACUAUCUUCUUAAAGAAAAUGGCACAGGAAACAUGGUUGUGAUAGUGAUAGGUGGCGCUAUAGAAGUAUUGGAGGCGCAUCCUGGUAUUUACAAUAUUUACUUGAAGAAAAGGAAGGGUUUUGUCAAGAAAGCAAUAGAAACUGGAACACAUAUAAUUCCAGUCUACUCAUUUGGUGAAACUGAUAUUUUUUACCAAGUGGCAAACCCGGAGGGUUCCCUUUGGAAAUGGAUUCAGAGGCAAUCGAAAAAGUUAAUGGGUUUUCCUCUAAUAGCAUUCUACGGAAGAGGUGUGUUUAACUACACAUUAGGCCUUGUGCCACAUCGCAGACCGAUUAAUACUGUGGUCGGACACCCAAUCGAAGUUGAGAAGAUAGAACAUCCAACCCAGGAAGACAUUGACAAACUGCAUGAAACUUACUGCAAACAACUUCAACAGUUAUUUGAGGACUACAAAUGUCAGUUUGGGAUUCCCGAGGAUAAUCAUUUAGAUAUAUUGUAAAGUACUAUUAGGGUAGAAUGGAGUUUAUUGUAAUAUCUUUAAUUGAUAAUUUCAGAAAUGACUAUGUUACUAUGGUAUAUUAAGAAUUGAAAUGCAAGAAUAGACACAAUUUGGAAAUUUCACCAUAUCAUUUCAAACAUUGAUACUACCUUUUUACUUAGGAACCAGUAGGAUAGUUUUAGUGUGUGUUAUUGUUUCAUUGUUUGUACAUUGUUUCAUUGUUAUAAUAUUAAAUUAAUUUUAAAUAUAUGUUUUAUUGUAUACGUUUUGCUUAGGCCCCCGUUUAUUUUUACAAACCCAUUUAGGCUUCAUGAGGGUUAGUUUCGUAUACUGUUUCGAUUGAUUUUUUUUUCUAAUUUUUCUUGGCUUUUUGAUAAAGGCUAUUUGUGUUGCCUCAUAAGAUCUUACAGCACUUAUUUUUAUUUAUUUAUUUAGGCACACAACACAUGCACCAAGGAUUGUCAAUAGCGAAUUAUAUCACUGUCCUACUUAUGAGUGAAAAUCCCUUUCACAAAACAAACAUAUUACACAAACUAAAUCUCAAUUUGAGGUUUAGGAAGUGGAAUUUUUUUGAUUGUGAGAAAAAAUUUGGCAACACUGACAGGAAUUGAACCCAGGACCCUGGGAUUAUGAGGCAAGAAGCUUAAGCUGUUCAACUCUACUCCACUCCACUUUAUCAUCAUUCUUCCCCCGAUGACGGUUACAGUAUACCCCUGGUUCUUAAUUCAUUUAAAGGACCAAAUUAUUUUUAGAUUUGAUAUCACGGGCCAAAGAAAAACUUCGAGUUUCAAGUAACUUGCUAUAGGCCUACUUCAUAGACCCAAGGUAAAAUUUUGAGAUGCUAUGGUCAAAACCCCUGUUGGCCACACAGAAAUUUUAAGUUUUUUGGCAAUUUUAAAUUUCUAUUCUAUUUUCAAUUGUACUAUACAGUACAAUAUUAGGACACUAUAUUCAAUACAAAUUUUGCACCAUAUGAUUGAUAUAAUAUGUUGCCAAAGAGGAAUUAAGACACUUAAUUUUCACUAUUUCUUGCUUAUUGAUCUUUUAAUUCUUGCUCGUGUAAAAUCAUCAAACAAAAUUUGUGGCGCCAAUAUUUUCACAACGGCAGGGGAGACUAAUGUCCCAGAACCUCUGAAGCUCUAUAAACAUGAAAUUACAGACAUAAUCGUAACAAAAACACAGUCAUUAAUUUUAUCAGUCAAAGUUUGUUCAAAAUAAUGUGUAUUUUCUGUGUAAUUUAACCCAUCCUAUACCGUAUCCACCAAAUACCAGGGCUUUAAAGUCUAAAAAAAAUUCUCCUCAAAAAUUUCGGGUCUACACAUAAUAAAAACAAGUCUAUGCAAUUUUUAUAUUUGAUCUGCUAUCUCAUAUUUAGCUGAACGAAGAUUACCAAUCUUCUGACGUUUGUCGAUUGGUUUUUAACAGAUUUAAUUCUAGAUCUGGGUGGGGUCACCUCUACUUAUUUUCACUUUGGUCCAGUUUUGUGUUUUGGCCUUCACUUUAUUUAAAGAAUAUAUAUAUAU
Anneissia japonica is the source of this 3975-nucleotide messenger RNA. Its product is annotated as 2-acylglycerol O-acyltransferase 2-like. Gene Ontology annotation, cellular component: endoplasmic reticulum membrane. The transcript is spliced from 4 exons. The coding region runs from base 1433 to 2452 and encodes 339 amino acids. Gene Ontology annotation, molecular function: diacylglycerol O-acyltransferase activity. Gene Ontology annotation, biological process: triglyceride biosynthetic process. Lineage: Eukaryota; Metazoa; Echinodermata; Crinoidea; Comatulida; Comatulidae. The record is from RefSeq and is a predicted model, not a curated record.